ACAGAACAAGGCACGCGCUGGGGAAGCGAAAGCGAAAGGCGCGGGGAGCCGGGACGCCCCGGCCCGGAGAGCAUCGCCCGCAGAUCGAGGGGAGACAACGUUGAGACAGUGCGAGGGGGUUCCGAGCUCAGCCCUCCGAGCUCAGCCCUCCGCACUUAAAGGAAAGAUCCCUGGAGCUGCAUCGCAGAAGCCGCCGCUGACCUCGCCAUGCGGCUCCCUGACCUGAGACCCUGGGCCGCCCUGCUGCUGGCGGACUCGGCCUUACUCUGGCUGCUCCAGGGACCUCUGGAGGCUCUGCUUCCUCGAGGGCUUCCAGGCCUGUGGCUGGAGGGCAUCUUGCGACUUGGAGGGCUUUGGUGGCUGCUGAGGCUGGGAGGGCUGCUGGGAUAUGUGCGGACACUGCUGUGCCCCCUCUGCCUGGUGAUCCCCUUCUUUCUCUCCUUGAGGGCCCUGGUCCCAGGAGCCUUGAGUGCUCCCCCAGCCAGAGUGGCUUCAGCCCCUUGGAGCUGGCUGCUGCUGGGGUCCGGGGCUGCGGGGCUCAGCUGGGCAGUGUGGGCAGUGCUGAGCCCUCCAGGAGCCCAGGAGAAGAAGGAGGACCAGGAGAACAACAGAGCUUUGAUGUGGAGGUUGCUGAAGCUCUCCUGGCCGGACUGGCCUUUCCUGGCUGCUGCCUUCUUCUUUCUUGUCCUUGCCGUGUUGGGUGAGUCAGGAGAGGGCGCAGUGAAUUGGAGGUGGGAAAAGGCCCUUGGCAGCAGCCUAUUCACUGUGGUCCUCAUGUCUCUUGCAGGUGAGACACUAAUCCCUUACUAUUCUGGCCUCGUGAUUGACAUCCUGGGGGGUGAUUUUGACCCUGAUGCCUUUGUCAGCGCCAUCUUGUUCAUGAGUCUUUUCUCCGUUGGGAGCUCACUGUCCGCUGGCUGCCGGGGAAGCGCCUUCACCCUCGUCAUGUCCAGGAUCAACCUGCGUGUCCGGGAGCAGCUUUUCUCCUCCCUCCUGCACCAGGACCUGGCUUUCUUCCAGGAGACUAAGACAGGGGAGCUGAAUUCACGGCUGAGCUCGGACACCAAACUGAUGAGUCUCUGGCUUCCUCUGAAUGCCAACGUGCUCUUGCGCAGCCUGGUCAAGGUGCUGGGACUCUUCGGCUUCAUGCUCAGCUUGUCGCCUCGACUCACCCUCCUCUCUCUGCUCCAGAUGCCUCUCACGAUAGCGGCUGAGAAGGUGUACAAUGCCCGCCAUCUGGCAGUGCUUCGAGAGAUCCAGGAUGCAGUGGCGAGAGCAGGGCAGGUGGUGCGGGAGGCUGUGGGAGACCUGCAGACUGUGCGCAGUUUUGGGGCCGAGGAGGAAGAAGUCUGUCGCUAUAAGGAGGCCCUGGAACGAUGCCGGCAGCUGUGGUGGCGAAGAGACCUGGAACAGGCCCUCUACCUGCUCUUAAGGAGGAUGCUGAACUUGGCAAUGAAGGUGCUGUUGCUGAGCUGUGGGCUGCAGCAGAUCCUGGCUGGGGACCUCACCCAGGGUGGGCUGCUCUCCUUUCUGCUCUACCAGGAAAACAUGGGCUCCUAUGUGCACACCCUGGUAUACGUGUUUGGGGAUAUGCUGAGCAACGUGGGGGCUGCAGAGAAGGUUUUCUACUACCUGGACAGACAGCCAGAUCUGCCUCCACCUGGGACAUUGGCCCCUUCCACUCUGAAGGGGGUGGUGAAAUUCCAAGGCGUCUCCUUUGCAUAUCCUAACUGCCCUGACCAGCCUGUGCUCAAGGGUCUCACAUUCACCCUACAUCCUGGUCAGAUGACCGCUCUGGUGGGGCCCAAUGGGUCUGGGAAGAGCACCGUGGCUGCCCUGCUGCAGAACCUGUACCAGCCCACCGAGGGGCAGGUGCUGCUGGACGAGGAGCCCGUCUCCGCCUAUGAGCAUCACUACCUGCACCAACAGGUGGUUUUGGUCGGGCAGGAGCCUGUGCUGUUCUCGGGGUCUGUGAGGGACAACAUUGCUUAUGGGCUGAAGAGCUGCAGCGAUGAGAAGGUGAUGGCCGCUGCCCGGGCUGCCAGGGCAGAGGAGUUCAUAAACGAAAUGGAGCACGGACUCUACACAGAUGUGGGGGAGAAAGGGAACCAGCUGGCUGUGGGACAGAAGCAGCGUCUGGCCAUUGCCCGGGCCCUCGUGCGGGACCCACGAGUCCUCAUCCUGGACGAGGCCACCAGUGCCCUGGACGCGGAGAGCGAGCAGGCGCUGCAGGACUGGAAAUCCCACGGGAACCGGACGGUGCUGGUGAUCGCGCACAGGCUGCAUACGGUUCAGAACGCGGACCAGAUCCUGGUGCUCAAGCAGGGAGAGCUGCAGGAGCAUGCGCAGCUCAUGGAGGGGGAGGACCUCUACUCGUACCUGGUGCGGCAGAACCAGAGGCCGGAGGGGGGCACCCCAGAGACACUGCCCCCUUCCCAGGGCCAUCUCAGUGACCCAGAGGAGCUCCUGCUUUGACUUUCCCCGGGAGCUGCUUUUGGAGCUGGAGGCACGAUGGAGGUUUAGACGGAGGAUACUUUUGUUAGCGCACGGGGAGUGGGGGUGGGGAGGUUGCUGUCUCUAUCCAAGAAACUCAUUUACUUGAUGAACAGAACUUUGGUGCUGAGAAGUGUAUUGUGGCGUAACAAAUAUAGUUUAAAAUAUUUUUUGCUUAUUAUAUAAAUAGCACACAUUCAUAUGGAAAAUUUAGACAGUAUAGACAAGUUGGAAGAAGAAAAGUAAAACUAGCCGCUAUUUCACAUCCCAGAGGUAAAGAUGGUUACCAUUUUGCUGGCUGUCUUCCUGUCUUCAUUGUUCUUUGAGAUACAUAUUAACUAGUAUGACUUAAAUAUUCAUGAGAUUGCCUUUCUGUAUCCUUUCCCAUUCCCAUCAGGGUCUGAGGUUUGGGGGGGAGUUAGGGUAUGGAGGGCUGGAGCGCAGUUCCCUAAUUAACAGUAUUAGUAGAACAUAGAUAAUAGCUGGUUUAUAGAGUUUUAAUAUGAGUAGGAACUAUGCUAAGCAGUUUGUCAUAUAUUAUCAUUUUUAAUCCUUAUUCUCAUCAUAUAUUUGAGGUUAGUUGUCAUCCCCAUUUUAUGGAUGAGAAAACUGAAUCUCUAAGAGAUUAAAUCACUUUCCAAAGGUUAUACAGUGGUGGAAUUUGAAUUUGAAUCCAAGCCUGACCCCAGAGUCUUCACUCUCAACCAAUAAAUUACAACCCAUCUUGUGUCAUAA
Sus scrofa (pig) is the source of this 3228-nucleotide messenger RNA. NCBI's taxonomy places the organism in Eukaryota, Metazoa, Chordata, Mammalia, Artiodactyla, Suidae. The record is from RefSeq and is a predicted model, not a curated record.